AUAUUAUUUCAGACAUCUAUGCCAGUAGCUGUGUUUUGACAGGUGUGUUUCAUGAUAAUUACAGCAUUUUGAUUUGUUGUUAAUUUAGUACUGAUAUGGACAUAUUACUAUAAUGUCAACUGAUUUUGUUGAUUAUUUUUGGGGGGAGAAGAAUAAUGGAUUUGAUGUUCUGUACCAUAACAUGAAAUAUGGUGCAGUUGCAAGCAAAGAACUAGCUGAAUUUCUAAGAGAAAGAUCAAACAUUGAAGAGACAAACUCCAAGCUCCUGCUGAAACUUGCAAAACAGGCUAGCAGUGCUUGCCCGCAUGGAACAUUUGCUCCGUUUUGGGGUAUUUUUCGUAGUUCUGCAGAAAAGUUGUCAUCUAUUCAUGCACAGAUGGUACAGAGCAUAUCAGAUAUAGUGAAGGAUAUCAACAAGUAUUCGGAGGAGCUGCACAGGAAACACAAACAGGUAAAAGAAGCAGAAGCUGGUACAUUGGACAUUGUCCAGGCUAUUCAGGCAACAACUGUUGUGGUGCAGAAAGCCAGAGAUGUAUUAAUGCAGAAGGUUUUCGAGUAUGAUAAACUACGAAGGGAGUCUGCUUCACCCAAAGACUUGGAAAAGCUUGAAGCAAAACUUAAAAGGGGCCAAGAAGAGUACAAAAUAUUAGUGGAAAAAUAUCGCAACAUGAAAGUUGAUUUUGAAAAUAAGAUGGAGUUUGCGUGUAAGCACUUUCAAGAAGUGGAAGCAGCACACGUGACACACAUGAAAAAUAUUCUUGACACAUAUGCUCAGCUGUUGCUAAAAAACCACAAUGAGAUUGGACAGGUACAUAUUGAUUUUAAGAAGCAAUGUUCGGAAAUGACAGUUGACCGAUUGUUGGAAGUUUUUGUGAGGAAUAAGAGCACUGGCCUGGAGAAACCAGAACAAGUAGAAUGCGGGUUACAAGAAGUUGGAGCAAUGAUGACCAGGCACCAGCUAACUUUUGAGCCAUCUGCAAGAAUUGUGCUCGAUGAAAAGCCUUCAAAGAAAGAAGGUAAUCACGAGAGCGGUGGUGAGAAAACCAAACCAUCCCGUCGCACCACCUCCCUUCUGAACCUCUUCAUGCCUAAUUCCCAGGGGAGCAAAACAAGCAGUGGCAAUGUGGAGGGCGGUAGCCUCCCCACUUCCGCCCCAACGAGCCCAACGGGGGGCCCGGGGCUGGGGGCGCCCUCCGACGGGCAAGCCACUACCACUCUCGCACGCAACCCUUUGCGAGGAUCAAAGUGGUUCCUGCGAAGUAGGCGAGACAAAAGGAAAGAAAAAAAGACAAAAAAGAAAACUGAUAAUUCUGAUAAUGUCAGCAAUAAAGAGGAUAAGUCUGAGGGGAAUGGGUCGGGGGCUUUGAUAUGUUUCAGGGAUGAUAAAGAAGAACAGGUUAAAUCUGACACUCCAACACCUGAAGUUGAUGAUGAUGGCUAUUCGAUCAAGCCCAAGCAGAAUGUUUGGGAAAUGGCUAAGGAGAAUUUUUAUUCCAGCUCGGACACAGAUUCAGAAGAUGAGCGUGAGCGAAAGAUUCGAGUGGAAAUCAAGCCUUUAACCAAUGCUUCAGCACCAAUUAGUGCAAGUGUGGAUGAGCUGCGGGCAACGAUGGAGAACAUUUCACUUUCUUCUGCAGCCAAUACAUCUUACCGGCGCAGUUCUACAACAGAUUCUGAACAGCAUAUGAAGAGGUCACAAUCUGUUUCCCAGCAUUUGGGUGGUCCGUCGGCCUCAAGUGCGUCGACGCCAACAGGAGGGAGUCACCCCUAUGCACCUCUGCAGAGUCCACCCCAGUCGCAGUCCGUGAGUCACAGCCCAGCUCCUACGUCAUCCUCCAGAUACGCUGAUCUUGGAGACCUGUUCACAGAGGUUGGGGAUAUUCAACCUACACUUCCUCCAAAGCCUUGGCGUAGUACACCCACUCCUACUCAAAGUGUACGACCUUUAACGCCCACAGAUGGUCAAAUUUUGUGGUCGAUCCCACGCCCUCCAUCAGCUCAGGGGCAAAGUGGCAGAACUGGAGCCCAGCAAUCACCGCUGACUCCACCCCCACAUGCUCCUCCACCGCCACCAGCAUCCCCUCAGACUCAAACACCACCACCAAUCUCAAGUCCCUCCCAAAUGUCUGACUCUCUAAGUAAUUCAUCUGUGCUGCAAGAUGCACUUGUCGCAAGGACAGGAACACCCACAGAAUUCAGUGUAUUCGCAAAACCGUGCAUUGGCAGCGAUGGGAAAACAAGAGUGAUGCCAUUUGAUGGUACCAUUGCCUCGAGACUGGACUCUCAAACUGAAAGCUCACCGAUGACAAGAUCAGUGACACCGACAGACGUCAUUGUUUCAGCAAAGUCAGGGCUUCCGAUUGAUACAAAAAUGUUUGCAAGGUCUACAACACCGACCGACAGCAUCUUUAGCAGAACACUCCCUAGGCCGCCAACACCAACUGAUGUCACUUUGGCGAGGAUAAUUCCUAGGCCGCCAUCAAAACGAGGAGAGGCUGGUGCUUCCCGUGGCCGUAUGUCUCCAGCCACUAUUGCUCGUGCAGACAGUGUGGGCAGUUUAGAGUUCCGAUCUGCUGGGGUGUCGACUAGUUCCUCCCGAGGACCAUCUCCGCUCACCAUCGGGAUGGCUGAUACCAUUCCAGUUGCAGUUGCCUUCCAUGAAUUGAUUCAUACUUAUUUUAAAGGAACAGAUGAAUCAAGGUGUCUUGUUAGAAUGUCAGGAGACAUGAUGAUGUCAUUCCCAUCUGGUAUUAUAACAGUUCUAGCUAACAACCCAAAUCCUGCUCCGCUGUUAUUUCGCAUCCGCAACACUGAUCACUUGGAAGUGAUUACUCCAAAUGAGCCCAUUGUUUCUAAGGAUGCAAGUCAGUCAAGCAGCAAUAGCUGUGUCUUUGAAUUUAAUAUGACUGCUCUCACCACACAUCUGAGAUGGCAGGCAGAAAAAAAUCCUGCUGCUUCAUACUACAAUGUGGAAGUCCUGAAAUAUAAGGUGAAGCCAAAGAAAGGAGCCGGAUCGUGUCCCUUCCAGCUUGUUGCUUACUGGAAGUGUGAGCCCACACGUACGUCAUUACGCAUUGACUACAAGUACAACUCCCAUGCAAUGGCAGCACCAUCUCCUCUGCUCAAUGUUGUAGUUUCAGCUCCCGUUGAAGGUGGCUUCGUGUCUCUACAGGCAAACCCAAUUGCAGAAUGGUCACCAGAAAAUGAACGAGUUGUUUGGAAAUUGACUGAGCUUUCGCAGUACACUGAAAACCAUGGUGUUGGGUCUCUGCGUGCACGAGUUGAAGUGCUUUUGGGGCCUAGUUCUCAAGGCACCGUUGCUGUUCAGUUCAAUUGUGAAGGUACAACUCUUUCCGGAGUGGAGUUUGAGCUUAUUGGACAAGGUUACAGGAUUUCUCUUGCCAAGCGCAGAUUUGUCUCAGGAAAAUACAUUUGUGAUGGAGAUCCACUUCCCUACACUGGCUAGCAUUUUUGGAUUGCAUCUCCACCAGCAGGCGUACUCAGCGUCAUGCUGUUGUUUCAAGUGCACUUUUGUAUAUUGAGCCAAAGAAAGACCAGUCACCAGAGAAACGUUGAACUCUAGUGCAUCAUUUUUCUUGUUAAACAUGUACAUGUGUGUACAAGUCUGAAUGUUCCUACGGGUUAGUUCAUCCAAGGAAAAUGUUUGUAUUUAUGAACUGUGCUUAUUAAUGUACGUAUAUUUAUAAGCAGCAAUAUUAAUAAGGGUUCUAUAGUAUUGAGAUCAAUCCAUAUGAAUUAACUGGUUGCUUGUUAAUUAAAAAAUAUAAUUUUUUGUGUGUACUCACCGUUACAUAACUAUAUUUUUAACCCUCUACAAUUAUUUAUUCAUUUAGAGGUUAUGACCACUAAAGGUGUAUAACUUCAAAAAUUACAUAAGUUGCAACUCUAGACAAUUACCAGUGUGAAUUUAUGGAACUAGUAUUUAGCCUUGAUACAUGCACGCUAAUUCACCUUCCGUAAACCUAGGUUACAUUCAUGAUAGCACGCAAACAGCAUGUUAAUAGCACAAUUGCACAUGCACUGCAAAGAAGCAAGUUACAUCUGCACACAACACUGCAGUUUGUAACAUAACAACUGUAUUUUCCUCCUUAUACUUCUAAUAUUUUUUUGUAUUUUGUCAGCUACUAUUGUAUGAAGCAAUUGGUUAUCUAAAUCCAUGCAUGUCAUUUUGCCAUUUUGUUUUUAACAACUAGGAACAAAGCUGUCUUGCAAAUAAAAACUAUAUUCAAAUGAGUUUCGCUUUUUAUUUAUAUUCAGAAUAUCUUCUUUCAAAGUUAAGAAACAAUUAUGUGGGAUUUGGAGUUUUUCUAGUAUUAAUUUUCAUACUCCCAUCACCAACAAUGAAAAUCAGUCUUUUUAUAUGUGUAACACUGUGGUGUAAAACAUACACAACAUUUCAACAUGUCGCUAAUGACAAUAUCAGUGGAGUGUGGCAGUUGCAAACAAAAUUUUGAAAAACAAACUGUUACAAGUAUCCCCAUUAAAAUUUAGCAACAUGUGAGAAUGAUUUAAGGUGGGAUUCAAAUAUAUUUAUUUGUAAUAGCUUGUAUUUAAUUUUGAUAUUAAAACUCUUGCGAUGACAUCAACGUUGUUAUAGUUUAAAAUAAAAACUUAAGUUGAAAAAGAAACCUGAUAAAACCUUACAUUAUAACGUAUUUUGAAACCUAGACAAUUCCAAAGUUAAAAAUAUUAGGAGUUUCUUAAAAGUUGCUUGAUUUAUGUAUAUAAUUUUACAAAGUCUUCAACUCACAUAAAUCUAUUACGUGUUUCUAACUGAAGAUGUCACAGAGCUUGUAUUUCUCCACAACAGGUGAACAGUAUAUCCCUUGAACAUUAAAAGAUACAGUUAAAAGUUUACUACAUACAUUUUAAACUCAAUGCUAGAAAUUAACUUCAGAUCUACAAAAAAAAUUCUGUAAUAAUUUGUGUACAUAGAUAGGUUUACAAAGUUUAUUUACACUUUUAAUACCUUCUUUUUGUGACAUAACCAGGUUACUGUUCAUUAGAAAACAUUUCAAAAUGCCUGUCUCUUUAGCUGGGGAAAUUACAGAACAUUGGCUUGAUUAUAGCUUUGCAAUCACAAGUCAAGAAUAGCAUUUUCAACAGAGAUUUCACAUAAUAGAAUGUCUCACAGCUAGGAUAUGAGCAAUAUCUAAAGUAAUUAAUAGGUCAAAGUCAAAUAUCUGGUCCUCACUAACAAAUUUUCAAAGGUGCCUGUGUUAUGUUGCAAUGUUGUGCAUAUAAAGGCUUAAGGAAACUGCAAAAUGUAUUUUGUUAUAUUACCUGCACAUUUUUUAAGAUGUCAAGUCAGUUACUUUGAAAGAAUUUCAGAAUACAAAGCAUGUAAGGGCAUUCACAAAAAAGUUAUAUUUUCUAAAACAAAGCAACCAAUUUUAUUAUUUUUGGACAACAUUAACAUUAGGCUGUAAAAAAAGAGGGUAGUAGUUGUUAGAACCACCUUGCCUCAUACAUAUGUGUAAAUAUAUAUAUAUAUAUAUUUCAAUCUAGACAGUUGAUAAUUAAACAUUAAUUAUUGAGAGUGGAAUAUUUGUGAGACGUUUAUGUUGAAAUGGUGGUAAAGCUCGCAUUUCUGUGGGAGAAGUAGUGAAAUAUUUCCUCUUAGUUUGUUACUUUCAGUAGCUUAUUUUUCACAAGGAUGUAUAAAAACAUAUAUUUUAUACUUCCAAAAUUAUAUUCAUAAAUCUUUUAUAUAGUUAUUUUCUUAUAUGUGUUUAUUUACAUUCCUUGCAAUAUAGAUUGUCUGCAUAUAUCCAUUUGUUCAAUAUUUAUGUGUGAAUUCUUUUGAUUUUACUGUCAAGAAAGCACAAUUAAAUUUUCAUUUUCUUUAGAAAUUUUUGAUUCCAACAUUAAAUGUUUGUUGUGCUGACUUCCACAUUGUAAGACUAUGUUAUUGUUUGUAAAUGAAUUUAUAGCUCUAUUUGAAUUUUAUAAGGGAGGCGCAAUCAAAAAUAUGAAGAUCUGUUUUACUUCAUAAUUUUUUUUAUUAUGUACUAGUUGUGUUUUAAGUAAGUUAUUAGUAGAGACUUGAAUUUUUUGCAUUAUAUGUUUUUCAUUGUUUUUGUAUUGUAAGGUAAAAAAAUGGUGAGCGAGCACAUAGUUCAGGUUUGUAAGUUACCUGAUGGUUAUCUGAAUGUUAAUUCUACUGUUUCCAAAAGUUGGUGCUAAUGUUAAAAUGUCCAUAGUAUUUAUUAACAGCUCAUUCUAAUUAGAUGAAAAAUAACUCAAGCUCGUAAAAAUUAACUUGAAUCUGAAUUUUUUUUCUCUGUGUUACUGCUAGCCUUGGUGAACAACAUAUAAAACUUUUUGGACUUUUUUUAUGUUUGCAUCUAGCUUCUUAUACCGUUGAAAUUUUUAAGGCCAACACUUGCAGUAUUUUACGCUUUCUCACGUUGUUAUGCUAUAUAUAUAGUAGGUUGAUCAGCAGGCUGUGAAAUUUAGGAUCAUGUGACCACUUUUGGGAAUUUAAGAAUGUGUUUAAAGGGAAAUUUUAUAAGGGAAUAUUGAAUCACUGUGUAGAUUUGAGGAAAAUUAAUAGAGAGAGAUGAGUUGUAACAAUUUUUCGGUCGAGUGGAGUCAAUCCGAGUUAAGUAAUAAUACCUUCAAGUUGAGUCCACACUUAAUUUUUUUUGUUGAGUUGAGUCCUGAAAAAUCAAGUCAAGCUCAAGUAUUUGCAAAACUUUUUGAGAUCAAUUGUGUAUGUAAUGUAUCAUUAGCAUGACAGUCAAGUCCAUGUAUGCUUUCUAGAUUACAGUAGAACCCCGAUUAUCCGUGUUAAUGAAGGGGACGAGCGAGUCCGAUAAUCGAAAAUCGCGGUUAGCCGAGUCAUGCUUGCCUCAGCCAUCUGUGGACAUUGGGAGAUUACAUAUACAUAAAUAUACACAUGCUUUGUGUGCGUGUGCGUUGUUGACAUAGAAGCGGGCUGCUUAGUGCUGGCCAGCAAUGGGUUUUAAGUCUUUCGUGUGCGGAGACGUGGGCACGCGAGUCGUUUUUGUACCGAGGUGUGUGGCUAGCCGCCCGGCCAGUCCGAGGGCCCAAGACAGCUGAUAGCUGCCAAGGUCACGCAUUCUUUUCAUCGCUCGUAAGCGACGCUGCCACGCUUCGCUCAAUGCUCUGUUGUCAGUAGAGGUGUAAAGUAACGAAAAAAAGCGUACCCGUAUUUAUUCGUUACUAUAACAAUUAGUACUCGUUACUAUCGUAUCGUUACGUUACUCGUUACUUCUGAUACCGCAUAACAUGCUAUGUUAUGUUACAGCAACGAAUCGAGUCGUAUUGCGUACGCGUACUGUAUGACGUCUCGUAAAUAAUUAAUUGAAUAUAAACAAUUGGCAAUAUUUGAUAAUUAACCAUUUUUGUUAAACAAGAAACAAUUAAAUCUCAUUAGAGUGGCUUUAUUACGUAUAUUAUCUCUGUUAAGAACAAAAAAACGUGAAAAUAAGCGACAAUAAAAAAACAAAAAAAAAUGCAUAUUUCUAAUUUGUAAAAAAUACUUUCUUACGUUGUUUCUGUUCCAAUCUCAAACUUUGUCUACACACACAAUACCUUUAAUAAACAGUAAAAAACUUGGACGACAAAUUUCCAAAUUAUACUUUACUUAAUAAACAAACAUCGUUCUUUGUAACGUACGUUUUUAAAUUCAUUGAAUAAGCGCGCGCAUGCGUAAAACAUACGAAAAAUGUGAGUAACGAAAUGCAUUCGUGUGUAACGAUUCGUUACUCGGUACUAUAUGGCACACCCGUUACUCAGUACCGAAUACAUACGGUUUGCUACAGCACUAGUUGUCAGUAACACCAUCGGGCUGGUUAUUGUUUUACAGAAUGACUGCCUUUAAAAUUCUUUUCGAAAUAAGAUUUUUCAUACCAGUGCAUUGAGACUUGAUUUCAUGGUUUUGAAACUGUGUCUCUGUCUCGUAUAAUUCACAGUGUUUUUAUCCCUCUUUAUUUAUAUGAAUUUUAAAUUUUAGAUUUUUUUAUUUUUUAGCUUGCUGAACGUGGACUUGGUGCAAAAACGGCCUAUUAUGACAUAGGGUUGCAGAUGGGUCGGAAAUCUUAUAAUGACCACCUCUCUAUUACGGCCCUAAUCUCGGGAACCGUGAGGGGUCGUUAUAUCUAUUCUCCGUUCACUCUUAGCUGAGUUUUGAAAUAAACAAACACCGUCGUAUCACUGGACCACGUCAGCAAGUGAUAGGCUGAAUUUAUCUUGCGUGCCAAGCACUAGUUGCAACCCACACACUUCAGUACAGUCGGUGCUAAUAAAAUAACGGAGAAGUAAGCUUGAUGGACAUAAAUCGCGGUUAAUCCACGAAUCGGAUGAUCGAGUCGCGGAUAAUCGGGGUUCUACUGUAUAGUCUAAGUCAAGUAAAGAAGCAAAAUAUAACUAUCAAUCAUUCCAAUUUAGGAUUUCUUUUAAAAUUGAAUAUUUUAUUCCUACUCGAUUCUGGAAGACUUGGUAGUUAUGAAGGCCUUUUAAGUCUAGGAAAAUUGUGAGGUUUAGUGAAUUUAAAAUGAUAAAAUAUUGAUAGUUAUAUUCACAUGUUUUUUGUAUUUUUAAUGAUUUUAAUUCUUCAGUUUCGCUAGACUGUAUAGCCCUCCUGACCGUCAAUUUUUAUAGAAACCAGUCUGAAUUUAAAAAUCCUCUUUGCAGGAUACAAGCAACAUUAGAAGUACUCAAAAAUUUCAUUUACAGAAUUUUUUUUUCUAACAAAGCUGCUACGUUUAUUAACGCCAUUCAAUAGACAUGCCUUAAAAAACUGCACAUUAAGUUAAACAUUACCAAAACUAAAGAUGUAAACAACUCAGUAUUAUUGUGUCUUUUCUUUGCCCAUUUUCUGGUUAAUAAUGACUGUUCCAACUUCAAAAAUGGCAUUACUUUGGCAUUUUCAAAUGUCCAUUCGUACUUUUUUUUUUUUGUAAAAUGGCAUUAAACUAGGUGAAAAAUACGUAAUAAUGUUUGUUUUGAGCUAUGUCAAGGGGAGUAAAAGCGUCAGUUAAAUGUUGGAAUGUUAGCUCCACUAAACUUCGUUCUGCAACGAGUUCGCAGGUCGUUAAGCGGGCAGUAUCUUAAAUUAUUUUUCUUCUAAUAUCUUGUGUUUUUAUAUUAUUUUUAAUAAAUGCCUAAUAUAACCAUAUUUAAUUGUGCAUGAUUUUAUGCUUGUUGCACAUCAAACAUGUAUCGAGUUUUAAAAAAAUAAUGUUGAGUUUCGUCCUGUCGAGUACAGUGAACACGGUGUUUGAGUCAAGUCUAGCUGGAGCUACUCACUCAACUCUGCUCAAAUUUUCAAAUCUUGGCCCAUUUAUAAGAAUCUGUGAUAUUUUAGAUGCCAUCAUAACAGAACCCAAAAUGGUUGCCUACUUUUCAGCCACAGUUCUUGGCCUUAAAAUUUAAUUUCCUAUUAAUCAUGUAAGCUGUGUAAAAUGAAUAUAUGUGAGGCGAAAAGCAAAAAGGGACCUCGUUUUGCCAAUUUUCUGUUAUUUUUUAUUGAUUUUUUGAAUUAAGCUCUAAAUUCUGAAAAAUUUGGUGCAAAAAUCAUGUGUGUGAUAUUUUUUUUGUUUAAGUAAUGGUCAUUUGAAUUUUAUUAAAUGAAAAUGGGCAUUUUGAGAAAAACACACUUAAGAAAUUUAAAACAACACAGAAUCUUUAUUUUUUACGUUUAACAAAUAAUUCAUUAUGAAAUAAAAGCUGAAAAUGAACUCUUUUAAACAAAAUAAAAAUAUAUCUCAUAUACUGAAAUCUUCAAAAUUUUAACUGUUAGCAACGCUUCUUUGAAUGUUCUGGAAUGGUCAUCUGAGUCAGUACCGCCAGCCCGGUCAUCUGGUUCAUGUUCCACAGAAGGUUUAGGUUGAGUACAUAACAGGUCCUUGAACUCAUCCUUGCAAUACUCUCUGAUGUUUUUGUACGGUUACUCUUUAGGUUUCCUUGAUAUUCCGUCUGGAAUUACCUCUUCUGCAAAGCCGUCAGGUCCAUUUUCGGUUUAGAAGAUCUGGUGUAUAUACUUGUUUCCAGCUAUCUCUGUUUUGCUUUGAACUUUGCCAUUGUAAUCACUAUCAAACUUGAAGUGGUUAUAUUGGGUGAUAUGGGGCACUUUCUUGGCACCGUUUGUGUGAAUAAAUUGUAGCCAGUCAUACAUUUUUAUGGCAACUUUGCCUUUCUUAUUUGCAACUAUUGCAGUGGAAUUAACUUGUGUUGUGGGUGUUUACUGAUCAAUGCAAUUGACUAAUUCAGACAGAGAAGAUACAUUGGUAAGCUUGAAUUUUUUUUCAAAAGUCUGAAGGACCAAUCGCAGGCAAAUUUUGUGUGGCAUGAACGACAAAACUAUUUUUUUGGUUUUUCUGUUGACAUAUCCUCAAUGCCAAGUACCCCAGUAAGAUGUUUUUUUCUUAUUUUGUACUAUGCAGUUGUCGGCAUGGAUAAACAUAGUUUGUUCGGCAAAGUGUUAUUUUCCAGGUGGUGAUAGAACAGGCUCUCAUAAGAUUGGAACCUUUUGUUGUAAUGGCACACUCAGGAAUCAGGUAGUUAACUUGUUUGUUCGUUGUCUCGCACAUCACACCAAAAAUACCAACUUUAAAUGGCACUAAGAAAAAGAUAGGGCCAGACUGCAAAGGAUUGCUAGGUAUGUGCACUUGUGCCAUAUCAAAACUGUAAUGUACAGAAGAUUUGUCAUCAUUUUCUAAGCUGUCUCUAGUUUUUUUAUAGCAUCGUUCUGGUACUUUCUUUCCGUAGAAACAAUCUGCAGAUGGUAGUCUCAGACGUGUUUGGUACACUGUACUGCUUCUACCUGGCAAUAUUAUGGCUUGCUGUUCUGCAAAAUUUUUAAGAAAUUCAACAACCAACUCAGUAUCUAAAGAAGACGUCACAUUCUUUUUCAUUUUUUCUGUGUUACCGUGCUCUUUCGCAACCAAUCCUGUAGUGUUAUACAUUUUAGUUAGAUGUUACAGUCUUUUAAUUUUGAUUUGUUGACCAAACAUAAAGGUGUGUUUGCAAACUGACUUUCCUUUCAAUAUGUAACUGGUUCGUGAGGUUUUCUCGCUGUAUUUUUUUUUCUCCGUACAAGAGGUUAAUGUGGAAUCUAAUGUGAGUGAGCAAAGUUGACCUAAAAUGACUUGUUCUAUGAUAUUAACAUGGUUAUUUUAACGAUCAAUCUCAAUGCAGUCAUAGCACAAUUGCAAAAAUCAUUAGCAGAAAACAAUUUUCUACAAUUUUCUUUGCAGCCACAACCACUCUCUAGAAAAUUAGUCACCAAAUUAUGGUCUUUUAAACAUCAUAAGUGUUGACAAAAUCAAUACAAUUGUUAACUGUAACCAAGUCGUGCCCACCAUCAUUUUCAUCAACAACCACUUGUUUAGCACUUCUUGCCUCAAUGAAUAACAUCAUCAUCUACAUCCAUAAAAUUUUCAAAGUUACUUACAGAAAGUUGAUCCAAUUUUGGAAUAUUUGUUAAGAAUGAAGAGUCUGAAAUGCUUAUAAAUCUUCUCGUCCAGACAGCUCUUCAUUUUCACUGCUUUCAUCACUGCUUAAACACCUUUCAGUAAAGUAAUCAGCAUUAUAGUCUUAAUCACUUAUAUUUUCACCACCUAAUCCUAUAUUAUUUAAAAUAUUUAACACUUUUUAUUCAGUAAUUUUUUUUUAAUUUCAAAUCAGGCACAACACUCAUGUGAAAAGAUUUCAAAACAAAAUAACAACAAUGCCAAGUGUAUAGCUCAGCUGAUUGGUUGACAUCUGUUUGCACGGUUGCCAACCUAUACUUGUGAACAAUGUUCAUAGGAAAAAAAACUACUCACGAAUUCAUUAUGAUGAUAAUGAUUAUUAAUAGCUGAUAAUAAUAAUAAAUAUUAAAUAAUAUAAUAUUAAGUAAUAUAAUAUCUAAUAACGUUAAUGGCAUAAUAUAUGCAGAAGAAUAAUAUUAGCAACUUUAUGUGGCUAAUACAUCUAUGAAGGAAACGGUGCCUGAAGUCGGGGCACAAAUUUUUAUGAUGUGAUGUAAGUUUUUGGACAUACGCCAUUGCUAAGAACUUUUUCUGUUGAAGAAAAACUAAAAAAUAAAAUAAAGAAAUAAAUAAAUAAAAAUACCCAAAAAAAGACAAAAAACGCACAAAAUUAAGCAAACAAUUGCUGUUGUCAACAAGGAUAUUAACACCACAAAAUAUUCCGAAACAGGAAUAUUUUCAACAAACAUAGAAAAACAAAGAAAAAUGUACUAAGAGAACGGAAAAAAAAAACCACAAAUGAUGACAACACAAAAAUAUUGAACCCAAAAUAAUUCAGCACAACAGUUGAAACGAGACAAAAACACGACAAAACGAAAAGAAAAACGAACACAAUAGUUUUACCAAAACAGAAACAAGCGACGUUUCGGGAAGUGCUAUCUGCUCCCAUCCUCAGGCAGAGACGCACAUGGUACGGAAACAGAAAAAGUUCUUAGCAAUGGUGUAUGUCCAAAAACUUACAUCAAGUCAUGCACUCCCAUUGCACAAAUCUUUUAAAGAUAACACAAAUUUUUAUAAUCAGAAAACAUUCUUCUGUUGAGAGAAGCCCAUUGUAGUUUCCUCAAUUGCUAAUAGAAUUCAGGAGAAGCUGGUUUUUAAAGUGACACAUAGUUGACUAUUGCAUAUAUGAAAAGGAACCUCUUGUUGGUCCCAUGUUAUUUCAACAUAAGCGACAAGAGGUGGUACCUUUUCCAGGGCUGAACAUUGACUGCUUUAUUGAUUAUUUUAAGUGUUUCAUCCAAUUAUAUCAGUUUUUUUGCUUUCAUUUUCACAUAUUUAAGAAUAUAAAAAUUCAUUACAAUUGAAACAUACCUUUUUAAUUUUUUUGUGACUUUAUUUUAGUUGUUAGAAUGUUAAUCACUCUAAUUUUAAUUUACAUAGAGCUGUUGCUACUAACUAACCUAAAAUUGGUUGAGUACUGUUCUCAUUAGAUCAAUUAGACCUUACCCAGGAUGAUAGUGUAUGAUGUAUCAUUAGGGUUUGUAGCUGUAUGAACUGAUGUUCACAAUUUUUAGUAAUUCAUUUUUUCCACUUCUGGCAUAAUUUACAUGUACUUCUGGGCAUUUAAUUACAUCUUAUGAGCGAUAUUUGAAAUCUACGUAAAAUUCUGAAUAAGUAUGGUGAAUUUCAUGAUUAUACAUUAAUAACUGUUAUCACAAAUGUAAAUUGAAGAAAGAUGUGUCACUCGACUUUGGUUGCGGGUUAAAUAAAUUCCACCAAACAGAGGGAAACUUUGAAGGGCUUUAAAUUCCAAACUAGAGCCAAUAUUCCAACAAUUAAAAAUAUGGUUUCUAAUAUUUAUCAAGAUAGCAUGUACCAAAUUUCAUCCAAAUCUGAGAUGGUGGAAUGGACACCCCUGGAUGAUAUGGCAUGGAAUGCCCCUUUUGUCAGCAGUGAAUGUCUUUCCUAGCAAAGUUGCUACUUUAGGCUAAUUCAUAAUCAUGUUUUUUUGUUUAACUUUUGUGUAAAUCUUUACUUAUUUAUGCACUUAUAAGAUAUUUUUUUCAGUCAGAACACCCAUAUGUAUUAGAAUUAUUAGAAUUUAAUUUUUUAUUAAUCCUUACAUUUAUAUUUACUUGAAAAUAUUUUGACUGCAGUGAAAUUUCUUUGUAUCUACACUAGGUACUUAAGAAGUUAUAACCAGUAAAAUGUAGGAAUUUGUGCUGAGACAAGAAAUUGGGAUUAGCUAUAAUUUAUUUUAAUUGAAAAAUUAUUCUUAUUCAGUUUUCAGUAUAAUUUUGACUGCCACUAUUACUUGUGAAUAUAGUGGGGAAAUAUUAGUAUUCGGAGCAUAAAUUUAUCAUUCAACUUUGUGUGCAUUGGUUUCCUGAACAUCUCUGUAAGGCAAUUAAAAACUUCAGGUCUCUACAUGACUUUCUGAUAUGAAUUUGUAAUGUAUUUAUUUGUAUGAAAUGUAACUUAUAUAUUUGUCACGCAUGUAAAAUUUUAUGAUUUAUCGUAGUUUGUUUUAUUUUAGUUGACAUGGUGAACUCUAUACUACACUGUGGUGCUAUGUGCCAUCUAUUUGGUCGAAUUGAUUCACAAUCAAUGACUAAAGCUUUAAUUUUUUUGUUAAUAUUUAUUACUAACAGGCAUUAGCAUUAAGGGAGAAAAUGUGUCCAAGAUAUUACAUGUGCAAUUGUAUUGAGGCUGCUAUCCUGUGCAUUUAAUUUUAUUCCAGUAUUUUCAACAUACAAGACAUUGACUAAUUUGUUUGUAAAUAAGUUUGUUUAGUAUUUUUGCAAUGGACAGAAGCAGCAGAAUGCAUUUCUUUCUCAGAAUGUAUGUAUGAGAGUGUGUAUUAUGUUUGUGUGAAUGAAUGCAAGGUGUAAUGUACCUACAUGUUUUUGUUUAUUUCUUUCUUAAUGUUAGUUGAAUUACCUCCAGUUUCAGUAUGUGCAGCAAAUUCUCUCUUGUGAUUAUUUUCUGAUUUAUUUAUUAAUACAUUUAUGAAGUAUCUAUAUAGAUCAGUAUGGGUUAAAAUAUGUCCAUUUGACCUCUCUUUUGAAAAUGGGUUCUAAGUUUUGGUAUUUCAUUCAUAUAAUUUCUAUCAUGACAAAAACUUGAUUUUUUUUUUUUUCUGUUCAGGACUGAAGCUUUUUAAAUAUAACAAGUUAGUUGAUCCAGAAUUUUGAGUUUUUGUGAACAAAAAUACUUUACAGUAAAUUUUAAUUUUUUUCAUUCUUUUAAAUUGUCAUGUUUAAAAGAUUAUAGAGUGCCUGUACUAUAAUUGUGAAGCAAAUUCAACUAAAAAAAUUAUUAGGUACUAUAAGUUGACAAGAUGAAUAGGUUUUAAUAGUUUAUCAACACAAGUAUCAUUCAGUGCAGGUUUUACAAAGUCUGGUUUUGUUCUGAUCAAGUAUUCAUUAAAUAAUAAACCAACUUACAGAGUCAGUUAAGGAAAAUCGAAACAAAAUCAUUGAUCCUAUUCUUUGUCAUGAUUUUGUAAGUGGCCCUUAGUCAGACUUGCAUUGUAAUGACCUGUUGCAUAAGAAAGUAUUACCUACUCAAUUAUAUUGUCUUGCAAAGUUUAUGCUUCAAUUUCUUUUACAUUACUGCCAGCGUACCUAAGUCUUAAUUAGCACUAUUUUUUUUGUUUCUUAAGACAUAUGGUUAGUUGCAGCAAAUAAUGAUUAAUUUGCUUGUAACUAAUGAUUUUUAUUAAGGUUGGUUCUACAUUAUAGUUUUGUUUCAAUAAAGUUCUGAUUAAAUUAUAAGUCUUUUUAGUAUCAUUUUUUGUUUCUUAGUGUAUGGUUAGUCGUAAAUAAUGGUUAUCUUAAACGCAAGUAUAUUUUCAAUUACUAAAUUAAUCAAAACAUUUAAAUCACAAAUUUUACCACCCUUGAUCAAUUUGAGAUUGUUUUGUAUCAUUAAUUCUUACCAAAAUAUUUGUUGACUAGAAUGGUUCUAAUUAUUUGCUGAGUUGAAGUUAUGAUAUAUAAAAUUGUUUAAUUCUGAUAUUUUUCUAUUCAAAACAAAUAAUUUGACUAAAUUUAAUUAAACCUCCCAUUUACCUCAUAAAUAUGUACUUGGUAACUGAACUGAUGCACACCACACCGAACAAUCAAUAAAAAAUAGUGAAUAUUUUAAGAAUGGCAAAAUUAUUUUGCAAAUAAGUGACAAUAAACUAUUCAUAAUUAUUUGCCUUGAAAAAAUUAUGUUUUUUAUUUUAACUUUUGUGGUAAAGAUUAGGAAUAUUAUUGAGAAUCGAGACAAUAUUGAAAAUUUAAACACAUUUAAAGUUGAAGAUAAAUGUUACAAAAUUAAUAUAUUUUUAACUCAAUGGCUAACUCUUUAGAAACCACAACAUUGAGAUGAUAUAUUUUGAUGUCAGGGGAGAUGUGAAUUCAUUUAAAAUUGAGGGCCAUCACAUGGAUGGGCACGUGGACCCAGCUGAAACUCUGUACUACAAGGUGGUAAUGUGACCUAUGUGGGCGCUAGGCUCGAUUCCUCCCCCAGUAUCUGGCCAUGGAAACUCACCCACUCUCAGCAUCGAGUAUGCUACAUACAAUGACAGGGUGUCUACAGGUCACGAAAGUAACGAAAAAGUGACGAAACUUUCACCUAGGUGACGAAAGUAAUGAAAAAGUACCAAUAUACAUUUUAAUGACCCAAAAAAAAUUGUUUUUACAAAAAAAAUUUGCUUAAUACACAGUGCGGUUUGUCUACAUACACAACGACCCUUCAUUUUAUCAAUAUGCAGAACUGGACAACGAAUCGAGAGAUCGAGACAAAAAUGGAAGAUAUAAUCUAUAGGGAAGCGUCGGGAAGCCUAAGAUGUACAUCAAGUUCUGUCCCUGCCCGAACACG
Bacillus rossius redtenbacheri is the source of this 16331-nucleotide messenger RNA. RefSeq names its product F-BAR domain only protein 2-like. Lineage: Eukaryota; Metazoa; Arthropoda; Insecta; Phasmatodea; Bacillidae. The transcript has 20 exons. Gene Ontology annotation, cellular component: clathrin-coated pit; plasma membrane; clathrin-coated vesicle. The coding region runs from base 113 to 3466 and encodes 1117 amino acids. Gene Ontology annotation, biological process: clathrin-dependent endocytosis; clathrin coat assembly. The record is from RefSeq and is a predicted model, not a curated record.